AGAAUAAUUGAAGGAAAUGUAGGUGGAACCAGAAACACUGCCAGCCCAGACACACUCUAAUAUCCAGCACUGCUCUCUCUGUGACUCUCUGCAACUAUAGCCUAUAAAUAACCCCAUAGAAAGUUGGAUCUCAGGAAUUGCCAAGAAAAGAUUCUCUGGCCAUUGAUAGAAGAAAUGGGGGAAGAGAUAAAGAUGACCAAGGAGAAGAGGAUAAUGGUUGCAGUGGAUGAGAGUGAGGAGAGCAUGUAUGCACUGUCUUGGUGCCUCACCAACCUUCUUUCUCACAACACAAACAAAAACAUGACUCUUCUCCUCUUCUAUGUUCAACCCCCUCCCCCUCUCUACUCCUCCUCCUUUGAAUUCAAGGGGUUUUCAGGGUACUUGUUUGGUGGUGAUGUCAUUGCAAGCAUGGAGAAAUAUUGGAGGGAGUUGUCCGAUUCAGUGAUGAGCAGAGCUGAAGACGUCUGUAGAGGGUUCGACACCGAUGGCCGCAUUAGAGUGGAGAAGAAAGUUGGAAGAGGGGAUGCUAAAGAGGUGAUAUGUACGGCAGCUGAAAGGCUUGGAGCAGACAUCCUGGUUAUGGGAUGUCAUGACUACGGUUUCUUCAAGAGGGCACUUUUAGGAAGUGUGAGCAAUUACUGUGCCAAGAAUGCCAAGUGUCCCGUGGUGGUUGUGAAGCUGCCCAGGGAUGGUUGAGCAUUCAAUAAUUAAUUAUCAAAGGAAGACCACACAUUCACGUGGCUUUCUUACCUCUUCUAUAUCCUGGGCAAGAUAUAGCUAUAUGUGUGUAUAAAGAAUUCGCAUAUUUCUCUCACCCACUGCAAGAGACAUUAUGAAACACCAAAAAGGAAAUCUUAUUUUUGAUAGCAAACACACUUGUGCACUUACAAUUUGCUGUUACAUACUAAAAGGGAAAUUUCUAUAGGCUUCAUUAGAGUUUAGAAUUCGAGAGAAGAUCUCGGCAAAGGCAAACAUAAGGUUUGGACGCAGCAAAUUUUGUGCUCAGACAAAGCUUUUCACUGGGUCCAAUAUGCAGGAUACUGCAAAUCUUUUUGUGAUUUGUUCGGGCACAUUACAUGGGUAGUGAAAAAGGGUUGAAUGUUCUUUCCACCUUUCCUAUCACUCAAUUGUUCCCAUCUUUUCUUCAUCCGUAUCAAAAGCUUUCCUCGCUUGCUUCAGUUCCUCAUUCAUGGAUAGCAGUUCAGUGCAGCGGUUAAGCUUUGCCAAGUCCUGCAGAGGCCAUAAAUUGAGACAAUAUUGAGCUAUAAUUCAUCAGAUGAAUAAUAAUAUACAAUCAAAUGGGCAAGGCAGUGGCCGAAUUAGACGGGCUUUAAGGUCGAAAGUUUCGCCAGCCAUGAUGACUAUGGUGCAUAAUUGGUCUUGAAAAACCAAUUAGAGAAGACCCAACAUAUAUGUAUAUGUAUAUAAUGCGUGAAUUCUCUAAUAUCUAUGAAUAAAUAUUCUAGAAGGGGAAUGUUUCUAGAAGGAUUUUGGUUAUGAAAAUAGAAUAUUUAUUAAA
Molecule: messenger RNA, 1519 nt
Organism: Diospyros lotus (date-plum)
Lineage: Eukaryota; Viridiplantae; Streptophyta; Magnoliopsida; Ericales; Ebenaceae
Product: universal stress protein A-like protein
Exons: 4
Coding region: 175-696 (173 amino acids)
Source: RefSeq, a predicted model, not a curated record